AUGACUGGUCUGUUCUCAGAGUUGAGGCUGGCUGUGCCUUGGGGCCACAUUGCUGUCAAAGUCUGGGGCUCCCAGAAGAACCCUCCAGUCCUCUGCCUGCAUGGCUGGCUGGACAAUGCCAACUCCUUUGACAGACUCAUUCCUCUUCUUCCACAAGACUUUCAUUAUGUGGCCAUGGAUUUCGGAGGUCACGGGCUCUCCUCCCAUUACAGCCCAGGGCUCCCGUAUUACCACCUACAUUUUGUGAGUGAGGUCCGAAGGGUAGCAGCAGCAUUUAAAUGGACUCGGUUUUCCUUCAUGGGCCACAGUUUUGGUGGCACUGUGGCCGGCAUGUUUGCCUGCAUCUUCCCCGAGAUGGUGGACAAACUGAUCUUGCUGGAAUCAACGCCACUUGUCCUGGACUGUAAUGAACCAGAGAAUAUCCUGACCUACAAACAGAGGAACAUAGAACACAUGUUGCAAGUGGAAGCUUCCCAGAAUUCCUUGAGGGUGUCUAACAUGGAAGACUUGUUACAGAGGCUCCUGAAUAAAAAUAGCCACUUGAAUAAAGAGUGUGGGGAACUCCUGCUACAGAGAGGAACCAGGAAGAUGGGCACAGGUGUGGUGCUGAACAGGGACCGGAGGCUGGCUAUGCCAGAACACAGCUUUGACUUCGUGAACAAGGAGAUGCUUGUGCACUUUAUCAGACACCUGCGGGCCAAUGUGCUGAUGAUCAUGUGA
Molecule: messenger RNA, 720 nt
Organism: Phodopus roborovskii (desert hamster)
Lineage: Eukaryota; Metazoa; Chordata; Mammalia; Rodentia; Cricetidae
Product: serine hydrolase-like protein
Exons: 10
Coding region: 1-720 (239 amino acids)
Source: RefSeq, a predicted model, not a curated record